Messenger RNA from Photinus pyralis (common eastern firefly), 548 nucleotides. RefSeq lists its product as uncharacterized. Bases 130 to 543 code for a protein of 137 amino acids. Gene Ontology annotation, molecular function: odorant binding. The transcript is spliced from 2 exons. Lineage: Eukaryota; Metazoa; Arthropoda; Insecta; Coleoptera; Lampyridae. The record is from RefSeq and is a predicted model, not a curated record.
GAGCACUGUAAAUAUUGCCUACGAAAAUAUGCUCUAAUCUCUUUUGACUUCUAAUCUAAGGUUUAAUAUUGUAGAACCAAUUCAAGUUGAACCCGUCUUAUUAGCGUUUCAAAUUAAACUGACCAGACAAUGAAGAUCGUCGUCAUUCUUUGUGCACUUUUUCCGUUGGGACUUAGCUUUAAAUUUAACAUCCCAACGGAAACGCUGCUUAAAUAUGAAGAUCUUAUUCAACCGUAUAAGGCGAAAUGCAUUCUCGAAAGUCAAAUCGUCUACGAUGUGGGAAGCAACGCUUUAUUAAACAAGGAGUUUCCAGAGGACGAUAACUUUAAAUGCUUCUUGAAAUGUAUGGGAAUCUCUAUGGGAUUUUUCAACGAAAAAGAAAACAAGUUUGUAAAGCAAACGACCAUGGAAAGCCUUGGAAUACCAAGUACCCUGUAUGAUCAAUGCUUUGGAGAGGUUUUGGAUCAAAACUUGUGUGACGUCGCAUUCAAUACAGCGAAAUGUGUUCUUCUCAGCAUUGAAUCAAAUAGUGGGCUAGCCUAGCCCAU